CUUAAAUAUAUUCCAAAACAUGCAUGUGCUCAUAAAAUCAUGAGACUUGACAGAGGUGACAUUGAAUGCUGUGUAUGUUCUUUCUUUUAAUGUGACGUGUAAAAAUGGAUUUGUGGCUCAAAUGAAGGAUGAGACACAAGGCUUCGCUGGAAAAGUGGGCCCAGUAAGUCUAUGAAAGGUUCCCAAAUCACAAUAAUAGAUCUUAUUCUGAGAAGUCACUCCUAUAGUCUAACCCCAUGUCAGUGGCACCAGUACCUGUUACAACAUCUGCCAAGGAGGAAAUCUCUGGCAGUGGGGACUCCCCAGAGGUGGAAUGCCCAGUGUGCUACCAGGAAUAUGAUCAAGAUCGCAAGCUCCCACGUAUGCUGGAAUGCCUCCAUGUCUUCUGCACAGAAUGCCUCCAUAACAUCCAGCUGUCCCCUGUCCACCCACCUGACCCCAACAGCCCUCCUUCAAUCUCCUGUCCCUUGUGUCGCCACUCCACUCCACUAGAAGGUGGUGAUGCACACACCCUCCCUUGCAACUCCCGUAUCCUUGCACAGCUACCUCCUGUGACUUUUCGCCUGCCUGUGUCAGUUUCCACUCGGCUGGCUACUGUCACUCAGAGGGUGAUCCUGUCUUUGGAAUCACGGGAUGCUCGCUUUAUUAUUUUACCCACAGUCAGCCUACGGGUGGAGCAGAUGGGCGAAGGCUCAAGCACCAUUGCACCUGAGUCCAUAGCAGGUACAGUAGAGGGGUUGAGGAGGAGGAAGAGCCUGAUGUGUGUUCAGAUGUUGGUUGUGAUAUUCUGGAUGCUUUUUGUCCUGGCCUGCGUGCUGGGAGUGCUGUUUGGGCCUAAUUUGUUUCACAACUGAAAAACAAGAACAAAAAUCAUGGUAUAAAAAAAAUGACUGUAUCAUAUGCAAUUAAAUGUUUAAUCAGCAAAAUAAUGCAGAUAAACAUAUGAAACCUCAAGAUCUAUGGUAUAUCGUGUGUGUGUGUGU
Clarias gariepinus (North African catfish) is the source of this 983-nucleotide messenger RNA. Its product is annotated as RING finger domain-containing protein. The record is from RefSeq and is a predicted model, not a curated record. Gene Ontology annotation, biological process: protein ubiquitination. Lineage: Eukaryota; Metazoa; Chordata; Actinopteri; Siluriformes; Clariidae. Gene Ontology annotation, molecular function: ubiquitin protein ligase activity. The transcript is spliced from 2 exons. The coding region runs from base 237 to 854 and encodes 205 amino acids.